AAUUGUUUCAGUCCUACCCUCCAUUUCUACUAAGUCUGCAAGUAGCAGACAUCUCGCGAAGUGCGGCAGCAGAAGAGGAGGGGGUUCAGUCAAAACAGCAACAACAACAAAAGCUGCUUAGAAAGGGGGAAAAAAAGAAAAAAAAAGCCGAUUCUGAAGGUAGUUGUUAAUUCAAAUACGGAAUUACCAUUAUAGAACAAAGAAAAUGUUUUAUCUUACAUAAAGAGGAAAUCUAUGAUUACAUUUUCUGUAUAUAUAUAUAUAUAAUAUAACCAAACCGAAAUAGUAAUUGCUUCACAAAAUUACGAGAGAAAAAUAUAUGAUCAUCUAAGCAGCGAUUUGAAGCUGUCCCAUGUUUCGAUCCACAACAUAUUACAGUUGUGGUUGGUCAGUCCAGUCCACUAUUGCUUCAAGAUUGAAAUGACCUUUUAGUCUGUCCAAAACCUAUCACUCCUCUUGUGCCUUAACACAACAAUAGUGCACAGGUUCUGCACCAAUGUUCCUUGAAAAGACAGAAUCAACAAAAUUCCACAAUCAACAGUGAAUAAACUGAGUGUGAUUUUGUUGGAGGUCACUGAUAUUUCCUUUCAAGGUGAUGAAAGGCUAUGGUGGCUGAAAAGCUCAGUAAUCGCGAAGAUCUUAUAGAAAACCUUGACUCUGAGCCAGUGUUUGAUUACCUGCUCCAGCAUGGUGUCAUCAGUAAAGAAACCUACAAUGAUAUUAACGAAGAAAAAGAUAUGCCUCUGCGGAACCAAGCUCUGCUGCAGCACUUGGAGGGCCUUCACAGUAGCAAUGCGAUGGCCCUCUUUAUUAAUGCUCUACGACAAUCCGGGCAGCUUGACUUAGCAAGCUCUCUAGACUACACCAAAAGAAUUAAACCCGUCCAUGGUACAGGUUAUUUGCAAAGAGACCGAUAUAAAGGUCAAGUGGCUAUACGCAUCCAGGUGGAAGCUGUUAAGGCACUUGUUCCAAAAAUGGAACUCUUGGAUAGAGUGAGUGUUGAAGACCUUAGUAGCAGCACAGGAACACACAGUGUCGAAAUCAGCUUCUCUCCAAGUCGACGACGUCACUGUUCUUAUGAGAAUAUGACAUUAUUAGAGUCGCCUGAGGAGGGAGCAAAUAUUCAACCACAUCUCAUCAAAGAGUAUGCUUACAGUCAUGAAGAUGAUGACGAUAUCAUCAAACCGAAGAGAUGCUGGUGCAUCUGCUUCCCAAGCCUAUUCCGUCGUAAAAAAGACCCCAAACAAAAGAAGCAUAAUGUUCCAAAUCGUCGAGAUCGGACACAGCAAGUUACUCCUCCAGACAUUUCACGAUAUACCAAUGUAGUGACCAGCUCUCCAUCUACUCGCAUUAAGUGGCAUGAGGAAAGGGCAUCGCUAAAUGGCAAAUAUUAUCUGAACAGAAAGUCUAGCAAAAGUCACAGAAAUGAGAAUCCUAAUAUUACUGAUAUUGUUCAUUACAAAAAUUCCUUGAAUGAAAGUCAUUAUUCCUCUCCUGAAUCUUUAAAAAGUCGACACUCUGGUAAUUCCGUUUUGAUUCAAGGCUACAGGAGAGAUUCGAAUAGUAUUGCCUCAAGCAAAAACAGUAUGUUCCCUGGGCCUUCCCCUGCUAAACAAGGUAUGUUCAUGUCACUGGAGCAAGGGAGAUCGAUAUCUAGGAAAGUUGAAUUGGCAGAAGAAUGGCGUGGCGACGGAGAGGUUUUGGAUGAGAAGGCUCACAGGUUUUAUGUCCUCUUUGAUAGUGCUGGAAACUCACACUAUACAAACCUAAUAAAAUAUUUCGAACAAGAUCGAGGAACACUUGUUAUGAGUGCGCUUCGAAGAGACACGUUAGUUGUAAUGAAUAUUUGUAUGACAAAAGAUCAAUUAAAACAAUUGCAGUCAGAUUAUUCAACUGGCAAGCUAACCCGUGAUAUUGAGCAACGGUUGGUCAACAUGCAGGUGUUAAAUGCUGUUGAUGCCAAAGAGUUGCGUCUUUCCACUAUUAUAGACGAUAGUGAAUUCAGCCAAGCUGAAGAAGAGCUUGGUUGAAAUGCUGACCAAUGAAAAAUGGAUAGUAAUUCCACUGAGUGACUAUGUUUUGGUGCUCUUCGACAUUAAAUUAUUGAAACAUUUUUGUAUCUUAUAUCUGCUAACAUAUUUCGGAACAAAACACAUCAUUAUAUUUAUAAAAUUUUCAACUUAAAAUUUAUAAGUUAGUGAAGUUUUAUGUUUUUCGUUUUUUUUUUUGUUUUUGUUUUUGUUUGAACAUAUUUAAUGUCAAGCAUUACAAAAGGCUUUGUUAGUUCUACUUAGUAUAUUUCUAGGUUAGAAUGAGUUUUAAAACGCAAAUACUGUGCUACCAAAAGCUUAUUUUAAAUUGUUCAAUUUAUAUCAUGAAAAAAAAAGGGGAAAAAACUUUCUUUUAACCGAGCAAAUUUAUGAAUUAGUAAGCCUGUAAAAUACCAGCUAUUCCAUUAUUUAUAGAGAAACUUCUCUUGGCUUACUUAGCAAGAUAGUUUUACAAUUUUUAUUUUGAAGAUUUUGUCAGGGAAAGGAAACGCCCACUUUUGACUUAAGCUCACAAAAGUUAUCUACCUUUAAGUAAAGAAAUAACAGCACAAAUAACAAACGAAAUAAUUUAUAAUUAAUGCCAAAUUGUUUUUGUUAUUAUUAUUUUAAAUAUUUUGUGAAAGAUGUUUGGGUAUGAGAAACUUUAUUUCUAUUUAUUUUUCUGGAACAUAAAAAUGCCACUCUCCUAAUUCGCAAAUAAUAUUGUCUGAUAAUUUUGGCCUCGUAGAUAUCAAUCAUUAUAUUCGCAAGAAACCCACUCAUAUUUUGUUAUAGCAAAUAUUUAAUGAUAACAAUUAAAAAUAUAUAUAUUUCUCCCAACGAAUAAAAAUAAAAUAAAAUGAAUAAGUAA
Molecule: messenger RNA, 2901 nt
Organism: Octopus bimaculoides (California two-spot octopus)
Lineage: Eukaryota; Metazoa; Mollusca; Cephalopoda; Octopoda; Octopodidae
Biological process (GO): regulation of apoptotic process
Source: RefSeq, a predicted model, not a curated record